AUGAAUGUGACCCCCGGUAGCUGUACGGCAGAGAUGCCCUACGGAUUCCAGCCCCGCUUCAAGGGGCUGUACAUCGCCACCGAGCUCAUCAUCGCUGUGCUGGCCAUCACCGGGAACUUCUUGGUUUGCCUGGCCGUCACCCGCAACAAGAAGCUUCGCACUGUCACCAACUACUUUCUGGUGUCACUGGCAGUGGCGGACAUCCUGGUGGGCAUGGUGGCCAUUCCCUGCGCAGUGCUGACAGACCUGGGUCGACCCCGCCACAACCUGCCCCUCUGCCUGGUGCUGCUCAGCAUCCUGAUGGUGCUCACACAGAGCUCCAUCCUGAGCAUGUUAGCUGUCGCAGCAGAACGCUACAUAGCCAUCCUGCUGCCCUUCCAGUACCAGCGCAUGAUGAGCCCCAGGAACGCCCAGCUGGCCCUGCUGGUCACCUGGGGCCUCGCGGCCAUCUCCGGCUCUGUGCCGCUCAUGGAUUGGCAAAGACAACCAGCAGGCUCUGACUACUGUAUCUUCACCUGUGUGGUGGACAUGAGCUACAUGGUCUACUUCAACUUCUUCUGCUGCCUCCUGGUACCCCUGGUGGCCAUGUUCAUCAUCUACGGCCACAUCUUCCUCACCGUUCGCCGCCAACUCAGGCGCAUCGCUGUGGCCAGGGGAACCGCCGAGGACACGAGAGGUGCUGAGCCCAAUGUGGCCAAAUCCAACAUCCGCACCGGCCAGGAGCUGCGGAAGGCCACCUUCCUCUUCCUGGUCCUGUUUCUCUUCAUGGUGUGCUGGAUGCCCAUCCACCUCAUUAACUGUCUCCUGCUGCUCUGCCCGCAGUGUGAGGUGCCCAUGUCGCUCACACUCGCAGCCAUUUUGCUUUCCCACGUCAACUCGGCACUUAACCCGAUCUUGUACGCGUACAGGAUGAGGUCGUUCCGACAUACUCUGAUAAGGAUGUGGAGAGGAAUGUGGAGCGUUAGGUCAUGCCAGUAG
Messenger RNA from Xiphias gladius (swordfish), 978 nucleotides. Its product is annotated as adenosine receptor A1-like. The record is from RefSeq and is a predicted model, not a curated record. Gene Ontology annotation, molecular function: G protein-coupled adenosine receptor activity. Gene Ontology annotation, cellular component: membrane. The transcript has 5 exons. NCBI's taxonomy places the organism in Eukaryota, Metazoa, Chordata, Actinopteri, Istiophoriformes, Xiphiidae. Gene Ontology annotation, biological process: adenylate cyclase-activating G protein-coupled receptor signaling pathway; vasodilation; G protein-coupled adenosine receptor signaling pathway. The coding region runs from base 1 to 978 and encodes 325 amino acids.